Annulohypoxylon maeteangense is the source of this 3418-nucleotide messenger RNA. RefSeq lists its product as uncharacterized. Gene Ontology annotation, biological process: DNA-templated transcription; regulation of transcription by RNA polymerase II. Gene Ontology annotation, molecular function: RNA polymerase II cis-regulatory region sequence-specific DNA binding; zinc ion binding; DNA-binding transcription activator activity, RNA polymerase II-specific. The coding region runs from base 442 to 2940 and encodes 832 amino acids. The transcript is spliced from 5 exons. The record is from RefSeq and is a predicted model, not a curated record. Gene Ontology annotation, cellular component: nucleus. Lineage: Eukaryota; Fungi; Ascomycota; Sordariomycetes; Xylariales; Hypoxylaceae.
CCGCCAAAGCCACGAUACUACUUCAGCCACACCAAAUACCACACCACUAUGUGGCUUUGCCGCUUUGUAACGAAGGUGCGGUUGACAUGCAGUUGGUUGGCACCAUCCUUCCUAAUCCUCCAGCCGCCUUUUCUUUGUCGGAAGCGUGGAAGUUGUCGUUGUGUCAGCUUUCCUCCUUCGUGUGCCCUAACCCCCAAGGUGUCAAGACGUUUGUCUAUUUCGAGGUCGCGCGACAAUCAAGGACUUUUAUUUCGGAACAAUAGAAGUUAAUUACUCGUCAGAUCAGGCAACUUUCGACGUCAUGGCCUAAAAAGUUGGCGCAUUUACGGAUUACUCCCUGACAAUCUACGGCGUUUAAGUCCGAGAUCCGAACCUUCGUCUCGGAUUUCCGAGAAGCUUACCUUCUCAAAAGUUGCUUGAUCAUUCACUCACUUGUCCCCGAUGUCUCACAAAUUUGAUCUCCCUCGGGGCUUUGCCAACUUGCGUGCAAUACCAUAUAUCCGUGGAUUCACUACCGGAACAAUGGCAGACGCCCAGGCUAACAACAUGCCUCCCGUACAAGAGGAUGAUGAGAAUGAUCAUGAUAGCGGACAUGAAGAACAUAGUCAGGGUCCAGCUCGGAAACGUCAGAGAGUCAGACUGUCAUGCUUAGAAUGUCGUCGUCGAAAGCUUUCAUGCUCUAGGGAGCUGCCAUGCGAUCGCUGCAUCAAGUCCGGUACACCCGACAGGUGUACUUAUGAAUCGAGGCCUGGCGCAAUCGCAGCACCCGCCCCCGUAGGAGACAGAUCAUCUCUUGCGCCUGCUGCUCCUCCUCCGGUAAUGUUUGGUUCUGACGUUCGCCGUCCGUCUGUGAACCUCCCCGCAGCGCGUCCUAGUGAGUCCUCGCUGCUCAGAGACGCUGCACGUGAUCAUGAGCGAAUUCGUCGUCUUGAGCUCGAAGUCGCUCAAUUAAGAGGGACUUUAUCAUCGAAGCAAUCUUCACUUGAUGGAAGCACUAUAGUAGCCUCGCCUUCAACUUUUAAGGAUUCGGUUAAAGACGGUCAAUCUGUGCCAUCUAAUCCUUCCUUCACUCCACAAAAUAUCGAUGCACCUGAGUAUCAACACCUACGAGGACACGACUUUAAGACCAAAUACUUCGGCCCACACAAUGCCUGGUCUUCACUCCAGGAACUCACCGGCAUCUUUGGCUUUAUGAGAGAGACGGCCGAGGAAUGGCUUAAACCCCUCAAUAUUCAAAAGAAGGACCGCAGGAAGCGAAAGGAAGACCGCGAGAAGAAAGCUACUGAAGGCGAUAUCGUUCUAGAGUCGCUGCUCCCCUCUAAAGAGGAAACAGAUGCUCUAGUCGCUGUCUAUCUAGACCAGUUCGAGCAGAUUCAUCGGAUCGUUCACAUUCCUACCUUUAAAGCUGAGUAUGAGGCGUUCUGGGAUCCUUCUAAAACGAAAACCGCCUCGUUCACAGCCCUUGUACUGUCUAUGAGUGCUGUCUCCUGUUGCCUUGACAUGCAAUCAUCUAGCAAAUUUGUAGGCGUCAAAUCCAGCUCAAUUCAGAUGGCCGAGAAAUGGGUCAGGGCUUGUGAUGAGUGGUACGAGCGACAAAGUCAAAAGCAUCGCAAGCUGGUUCAUUAUCAAAUCGCCAGCCUGCUCUUUCUUGCCAAGAAGGUCAAUCUCAUAAAGAAGAAGCGGUUUUGGACCACAUCUGGAAAGAUGAUCCGUGAAGGACUUGCGAUUGGACUUCACCAAGACCCCGAUCAUAUAACGGCGAAAAUCUCUCCUUACAUCGCAGAGAUGCGACGAAGAUUAUGGGCUACCAUGGUCGAGUUUGACGUUCAGUCGUCGUUUGACCAAGGGCUCCCAACACUUCUCUGCUCAGUUCAUAAUGAUGCAGAUACGCCUAAGAAUAUCGAAGAUGACUCUUUCGAUGAGAACUCACAAGAUCUUCCCGUUUCACUCCCGGCAAGCCAUUAUACACAUACAUCAUACCAAAAUAUCAGCCGCCGAAGUCUCGCGCUUCGGGUUGAGCUCAACAAGAUAUUGACGGGACCGCCAGUAGAGCUUGAAUGGGAACAGGUUCUUCAGUACGGUGACAUGAUUACUCAUGAGAUUGAUCAGCUGCCGGCAUGGGAUCUGGAAACUGAUAAGGAUUCGGAACAAAAGCCGAUCCUAGCUCACACCUUACUACAUCUCCAGCUCAGGCAGUACCUCAUUCCACUGCAUCAACCGUACCUAAAACUUAGGAAGUUCAACUCAAAAUACCAGACGGCAGAACUCAUAUACUACACUGCCGCGCGGGAUAUCGUUAUGAUGCAUGAUAGGCUCUACCAGAAGGGAAUUCGGACCUUGUAUUUCCUUCGUGAGGAUACGAUGAAUUCCGUCAUCAAUCUUUGCAAUGUGACAUUACACCAGCCAAAAGAUUCGAUGAGUUUGGUCAUGUCAAAUGCACAGGAGACUCUCAGGCUCAUCGAGAGAUGCAUCACGAUGAAGGAAGACCGUGUAUUAAGAUGUGGAAAUAAUGACCCGUGGGGUUAUUCAUCGAUGUGCGCAGCUUUCGGCCUCUUGGAGACUCAUAUGGGAAUCAAGACGGCGGAUGCUGCCAAGGCAUCGGCGGCUGAGCGGUUUAUCGGGUUACACUAUAGGUUGCUGGCGUUCCAAAUUCCACCAUACCCCAACCCGUCACAUUCUCAUUCUACUUCGCCGCAAGCAGCUCAGGAUCCAAUCAGCCGAGCUAAGUCUAUCACUCCAUUCCCCAUGGACGCGACACCAUCAAUGGCAAUGGCUACCACGCCUUACCAACAGCGGGAAGGCCUACCAAUGUCGAUGCCAUGGUUAUUACCUGCGUCAGAUUCCAGCCAAAUUCCGGUCCCAAACCCCGAUUUCAACUUUGAGAUGCUUGGCUCCGAUCUCAACGACCUGUGGGGGGAUUGGGGUGGUGAAUUUGCGUGAAAUGGCUUCUACGGAUUUGUAUAAGGAAUCUUUUAAGGAUAAUGGUUUAAUAUUAUGGAUGCUAGGUGUUGGCGGUCUUGUAGAAACAUGAGUUUAGUCACCUUUCACUUAUGUAAGGGACGGAAAAUAUAGCUAAGAUACCCUGAUGCCCGAUAUGAAUUGAUUGAGCACGAAGGCUAAUUAUUCUAUAUACCUUUUACACACUGACCUAAGCAUGUCAAAUUGUCUCUAAAGAUCUAUCGUUCUAAAUUCCGCCGGAUUCAACAAAUAUUUGCGCUAGGUAGGCAGCGAUACUGCGUCGUGUUAUCUCAAUCCGGUCAUUCUUCCGAUGAUCUUAGACACAGCCCCGCGGGGACUGCAGUGCGCCUCAGAUGAACGGCAAAAUACGCUACUCAAUAGUUCCUUGCAGGGUUCGAAUCCUUCGACGGUCCGGGUGCAAGCCACUUGUCUCGCCAAAAUGCCCCGACCUGGCGACUGG